This is a messenger RNA of Ostrinia nubilalis (European corn borer), 1806 nucleotides long. RefSeq lists its product as uncharacterized. Lineage: Eukaryota; Metazoa; Arthropoda; Insecta; Lepidoptera; Crambidae. The record is from RefSeq and is a predicted model, not a curated record. The transcript has 9 exons. Bases 1145 to 1753 code for a protein of 202 amino acids.
AAGAGCCGAGAGAGGAAUAUUGAUACAUUUUCCUUUUACGUUUUGACGUGAUUAUACGUAAACAUGUAUCGAGCAAAGGUGAUCAUGGUGGCUUUAUUUUUGUGUUUUUAUUCAACAUCUGCGAUACCUCCACCGUAUCGUGGGGUAGACAAUUACCCAAAUAUAGAGGUCAGGCUAAUAAUUCAUAAAUUCGUAAUCAACACAACAGACGUCAUAUACGAAGACGAAAUAUCGACUGAAAUAUUAGGCGACAAGUUUGCGAUACAAAAUGUCACAGCAUCUGGAUUCAAAAACUGCACAGGGGAAAACGUCACACGUGGCAAGGCAUUGAAAUUCAAAUUAAACUGCCCACGCAUAGUAGCAGAAUAUGAGUCUGAAAGUUGUAAGCACAAUGUCAACAACACUGUCGAAAAAUGUGAAUUUGUUUACGAAAACGAAACUGUGCACGUCACAGCCGAUGUAAUUGAAGGUUAUCAAGAACCAGAUUUUGGCGCUUUACAUGUGAGAGCAGAAAAUUUAACUUUUAUUUCUACAGACGGCGGACCACCUCCAUCAAACCGCGCGUCUCUUAAAAAACAGCUGCAAUACCCAAUACUUGCGGCUUUCCUGAAAAAAGCAGAUUUGCUAGUACAUGAAUUUUUUUAAAAGCAUUUAAGUCAGUUUUGUGAUAUUUUUCAUAAAAAUAAUACAAAUUAAUCACCGUAUUGUAAUUGUCGAUUCCUUUUUAAAUAUUCUUCAGUAUUUCAAUAGACAAACAUUUCCUCCGAAAAUAAAAUUAUAUGAUGUAGGUAUUGUUUUCUACAGAUAUUGUAUUUAAAAAAAAAGUCUCAAUUUUAUAAAACUUUGUUUUCUUAAAAAUAUUUUUAAUUUUCAUCAGUUUUAUAAAUACUACUUAAAUAUUGCUUAAUAAAAUGAUAUUUUCACUAUUGCCAUCAUUGUAUGUAUACCACGACACAAUAAAUUAAUAGCAAAAAUAACUUCUACGAUGGCUCUAUAUUGUCUGAAGUUUUCUAAUGUGUUAUUUGUAGAGUAUUAUUAAUAAUUCAUAGGAAUCAAGUUUUUUGUACUAUACCUACAUAAAGAACCAAAGGUGCCAAUGGUGUGGCAUUAUCCUUCAACGCGUUGAAGUGUGUAAACGUUAAACAUGGGUGACAAAAAACUGUUCAUGUUUGUUUUUGUUGGAUUGUUAUAUGUCCACACAACAAACACAUCGGAAGAAGAAGACAUAGAAACUUUCAAUGUAGAUUACUCACGGGAAGUGAUUUCUAUAAAUGUGUACACAUUCUACAUUAAUACUACCGAUGAAAUACACGAGGAUGAAAUAACAUCUGAAAUAUCUGGUAAAGAAUAUGUUUUAGAGAAUGCCACUAUCACUGGAAUCAAGAACUGUACGGGUGAACACGUUGUGUACGAUGUCAGUUGGAAAAAUAAUUCAGAUACCAAAUUAAACUUCACUAUGAACUGUCCGCGAGUGGUGGUGCAAUACAAAUCAAAAAUCUGUCCGACUGAUGUUGAUGAAAACGGUUAUGGAAAAUGUGAAAUUAUUUAUGAAAAUGAAUCCGUCAACGUAACAGCUGAUAUUGGUGAAAAUUACAAAGAAAUUCGCGAUGAAACUCACAUGACUGCAAAUGAUGUAACUCUUGUUUUCAAAGAUCAUGAACUACCAAGCAAUGAAACAGACAAAGCAAAGUAUAGAGAGCCAGUUUUCUCCGCUUUUCUGAAAAAGGCAGACUUAGUGUCUAUAUUAUUUUAAUGUAAGGUAUUGGAGAGAUUGUAAUGUAAUAUUAAAACACAUUUUCUAAUAAA